Hypanus sabinus (Atlantic stingray) is the source of this 2337-nucleotide messenger RNA. RefSeq names its product zinc finger, CCHC domain containing 4 (gene zcchc4). Gene Ontology annotation, molecular function: zinc ion binding; nucleic acid binding; rRNA (adenine-N6-)-methyltransferase activity. The record is from RefSeq and is a predicted model, not a curated record. Gene Ontology annotation, cellular component: nucleolus; cytoplasm. The coding region runs from base 204 to 1742 and encodes 512 amino acids. Gene Ontology annotation, biological process: rRNA methylation. NCBI's taxonomy places the organism in Eukaryota, Metazoa, Chordata, Chondrichthyes, Myliobatiformes, Dasyatidae. The transcript is spliced from 14 exons.
GUUCUCCGCCGACAGCACUCACUUUCCAAGACUCUCCCACCCCAUACCAACACCAAACCUCCCCAAUCCCCCACCAUUGUUCCUACUACAGUUACCCAGGGAACCGGGCGUCAGAGCGGGGAAGGUCGCGCCAGUGACGUCGACGGAAAGGGUCGCAUGUUUCUGUCGUGAUCGUGAGGGGCAGUGGGGCUCGGUGAGUGGCAAUGUCCGAGACGGCGGCGAUUGAGUUGGUUAUCAACGAGGAAGCGGAGUCCAGAGCUCCCCUGUGCCCACAUGGUCCAACUCUGUUGUUUGCAAAAGUAAACCACAAGGAACAAAAAGGCAGAAGGUUUUAUGCCUGUGCAGCCUGCAGAGAUCGAAAGGAUUGCAAUUUCUUUCAGUGGGAAAAUGAGAAGGUGUCAGUAGUUCGGCAAUUGGCAAGAGAAGAAUUUAAUCAAAGCCAACAGCCACUGUUUACACACAAGCAGUAUGUGGAGAGAUAUCAGCAGUUCGUAUCUUUACCCUUGGCAAAAAGGGUAUUCUGUUUAGAUUGCCAGCUUCUUUUGCUGCCUGGGGAAUGGGAUGAACACUCGUCCCAUCACAGGCUGGAGACCGUCUCUCUAGAUCAACUGAAGAGACCCAGCCAUUUGCUGCUCCCACUUGAAAACAGAAAGACCAAUGCUCAAUAUCUAUUUGCCGAUCGCACUUGCCAGUUCUUAUUGGAUCUAAUUAUUUCGUUGGGAUUCAGGAAAGUGCUGUGUGUUGGAACACCACGGCUUCAUGAGCUAAUAAAGUUGCGCCAAAUUGAAAAGAACAACCCAGAUAUGAAGAGUCAGUUGCUGGAUAUUGAUUUCAGGUAUUCCCAAUUUUAUUCAGAGGAGGAGUUCUGCCACUAUAAUAUGUUUAAUCACUACUUCUUUGGAGGAAAGUCUGCCUUUGAAGCAUUUCAGACGUUCUUGUGUCAGGACAAUGAAGAGUCUGUUGUUAUGGUGACUGACCCACCAUUUGGGGGCCUGGUGGAGGCACUGGCUCACAGUUUUAAAAAGAUUGUUGCCAUGUGGAAGACUUCACAGACCAAAGCUGCAGAUGAUCAUGAUGAAGAGAAAACAAUAGAUGAUGAAUUACCAAUAUUUUGGAUUUUUCCAUACUUUUUUGAACCUCGCAUUCUGCAGUGUUUCCCAUCAUUCAGCAUGCUUGAUUAUCAGGUGGAUUAUGACAACCAUGCCCUCUACAAGCAUGGAAACAGUGGUCGGAAACAAUCUCCAGUACGCAUAUUUACCAACCUUCUGCCUAAAGCCAUCGUAUUGCCUGCAGAAGAAGGAUACAGGUACUGUUCAUUUUGUCAGCGGUACAUAUCCUCAGCAAACAGACACUGUGAAAUAUGCCAAGCCUGCACAUCUAAAGAUGGAAGGGCAUGGAAACACUGCCACAUCUGCAGCAAGUGUGUAAAAUCAUCUUGGUUUCACUGUGAAACCUGCAGACGUUGUGUCCUAAAGGAUCAUUCUUGUGGUGUGGCUGAAAGUGGAUGCUUUAUCUGUGGAAGUACUGAGCAUAAGCGCAGAGAAUGCCUUGAAUCAGCAUUGCAAAACAAGAUCACUAAAAAGUCACAGCUACAUAAACGGAAAUCAUUGGAAAUGAAUAAAGAAUGUGGCAUAAACAAAUACAAGCAACAAGGCCAAGAAAAGAGUACUGGAAAGAAGAAAACUAUUAAAUGGGUAACUGGGAAAUCAAAGCGAAAGCAGAGAAGAAAGAAUAAACGAUGAUGUAUGUAACUGGCUGUGUGCAUUGCUAAAUGAUGAGGCUUUCCUGAAUGGAUGCAGCCUAAUUUUCAGCCUUCACGAGAACAGUAAACCUUAGAAAAUCUUUAAUUCAUUGAGAAAGUUGGUGAGAUACAUCUUUGUACAACUCCGUCAGCACUAGUUGUAGCUGCAGUACUUGAAUGAUCACACCUUGUUUACUGACAUUUGAAGUAAUCAGUCUUUACCAGUCUGAAAGCGUGCAUGAAAACACUUGCAUCAACGUAAUUUAACUUAUUUUGGAAAUUCUACCAAAAGUAUGAAACCAUCUUCAUUUAUUGUGCUCAAACUUGAGUGUAAAACCCUGAGUAAGUACAUCAGAAUUGUGAAAUACAUGAAUAUACAUUUCCACUUUAUGAACAAAUUUCAAAUUUGAAGCUUAUUUCUCUAAAAGUUUUAAUUUAAAUGUAAAGUUCUUUAAAAUAUGAUCCUUUCUUUGUACAAAGUUAUCAAUAAAACAUAAAUUCUAAUUCUUGUUCUAAUUUUUCUUUCUUGUAAAUAAGUGGUUUCAAUAGUUUUGGAUCUUGUCACAUAAUCCUCAUUAAAUAGAAAAUCUGAAUAU